AGCUCACUCGCCGCCGAUCUCGUAAAGGUACUCGGAUCGUUACUCUCGCAAUCUGGAGGCCACAUAGGCUCACAUCCUCGUGGCUUUGACGACGUUUGCUGGAAGUGGUGCUCGCGGUCUUAAGAUUUCUGCUUGUGCUCAAAGAAGUAACAUUGUGCUCAAACCUCUUUGGAUCUCCAUAACCCCUCCAAAGCUGUAGACCUAAAGGUACCGUAUGUCAUACUCUGACUAUGGCGCGUCAGUAUACGAUGCUACCGAGUCCCGUCCGGACAAAGCGCUCGUAGUCAAGUGUACGUACGAUGAAGCCCUCAGGAAGAUCACUUUCAACUCUACGCGCACAUGCACCUACGAACUACUGAGACAAAGGGUAGAGCAAUGCUUUUCCCUGUUUGCGAUCCCGUUUGCCAUUACGUACACCGACGAUGAUGGCGAAGUAACAGACAUCGCGACAGAUUCGGAUUUGACGGAAGCCAUUCGCUAUGUCUAUCCCGUGCACGACGACCCUCCUGUGUCAUCCUCCUCAUCCAUCUUGUCCGGCCGCAGCCUCAUAAGAGGGAAGAUCACGCUGCGCGUGCGCAUCACAGUGGAAUAUGAUGGCCCGAGUCUAUCAGACACCUCUUCACUAGUCAGUCUCGACGAAUACAGUAAUCGCAAUGGUAGCGAGUUGUCGCUCAACCUCGAGUCGCAUCCUCCAGAGGAGGUGGAGGACGACUCUGUCACCGUCAGCUCGAAGGACAUGGGGUCAAAGUACGAUGUAUUCCGUGCGCGCGGCCCAAAGACUGUGGUCUCUGCUCCAAGCCGCGAACCUUUGCUCACAAAGUCACCACCGCAGUCUACCAAUGGGGAUGGAUGGGAGCUUGGGACGGUGUCCAGCAUUCCGCAAACAUUAGAUUCGGACGUUCUGGGUCAUUCUUCCUAUUCACAAGCACCGGUACCAGUUGUCGAAGAUCCGUUCAGAGACGAGCAGGCUGCGCUGGAACCAUCCGCGGUCUUUGAGCGCCUCAAGCUGGAAGAAGACCUCCACAGCAAGCAGCCCGGCUCGAGCUAUGGCUCGUCGACGCUCCAUUCCGAACGCGGUGCGGCGUGGCUCCGCGACCAGAACGCGCGCACGAUGAAGUCAAUGCUAGGCGACUUGCCGUCGCCCUCGGAAAAGUCGUAUGAGCCGUCAACGAACACGCUCGACGAGAUGGCCUCGGUGCUCAGCGGCGAGCUGGCGCUGCAACAGGACUCGAGCGGCAAGUACUACUUCGCAUAUACUGCGGGCAGCUCCUAUGCAGCGUCGCAGAGCGACGGUGCCUCCGACAUAAACCAUUCUAGCAUUGCUGCUAAUCCUUCACGGAGCCGGCCGACGUCCAUGGAGGUCGGUCAUCAGGAGUUCCAAGAGGAGAAGGCCGAUCCGGGCCCAAGUAACAGCGCUGACCUGCACCGUUCUUCAUCGGCCUCGUCUUCCUCCGCGAACGCCUCGUCCUCGCGCGACUCAAUCGCCGAAGACUUCCCAGCAAAUUAUAUCCACCCAGACGUGCCGCCCGAGGUGUUGCAAUACAUCACAGCUAUCCCGCCCGCACCGCCACAGAACCCGCCUCACUGCUCCCAGUGCGGCGUCGUGCUCGACACGAUCCGGUACGUCUGUUCGACGUGUGGCGAGAAGCAGCCGAAGCCUUCGGUGGAGGCUCGCACUGAAGAGGAUGUGCGAUCCAAGUCCAGUGGAAGUAAGGGCAAGGACAGAGCGUCACCGUUCGAUCUCGAGAAUGGACAUGGCACUGAGCACGACUGGCACCUUUUCCCUCCCUCCUCAGCAUCACAUAAGCACACUCCAAGUCCCUCACCAUCCACAUCCGACUGGUCCCUCCUAUCUUCCUCCGCCAUCCCCAUGAACACCCUCUCACAGUCCACCCUCUCCGCGAGAUCACUACCAAAGACACCUCCUCCCCUACCCGCGCGGCCCAGCGCACUCUCCACCUCCUUCUCGUCCUCCACCAUGAUAAGCGCGACGAACGGCGCGCCCGCGAGCUCUAGCGCGGGCUACGAGCUAUGCUGGCAAUGUCUCCCGACCGCGGGCGUGACGCACGCGCUUGAGAUGAGCGUCGCGCCGGGGAUGUCGCCGGGCCUCUCGCAGUGGCCCAUGACGCCCGAGGCUACGCAGCGCGCGAUGUCCCAGUGGAGGCGGUCGGCGCCGACCCAGAAGGGCCAGCUGAGGCAUGCGUAUGUCGAGAAGAGCUGGGGCCACAAGGGCUGGCAGGAUGUCGAGCAAGAUGAGCAUUCGACAUGCUCGUGUUCGACGUGCGGGACUGCGAUCGUGAACCAUCGUUACAAGUGCGCAUCGUGCGAGAAUUUCAAUUUGUGCAAGGCGUGCUACAGCCAGGUGCACGAGAUCCACCCGUCACACGCAUUCCUUGUGGUUCCGGACAAGAACGUGAGAUUGAGGGCAGGUUCAGCGUCAACCAUCGCGCCUAUGAUGCCCACAAUGGAAGGAGAGCGUUCGUUGAAGCAUCCUGGAGUAAAAUGCAUGCAUUGCAUGCAGGACAUCGUCGGCGCGCGUUUCCACUGCGCGAUCUGCGACUCGGUAGAUAUAUGCUCGAACUGCGAAUCUGCGGGACUCCCCGGCAACCUCGACUCGUCCGAUGGUGGACACAACUCGUCGCAUAUCAUGAUCAAGAUCCCAUACCCUCUGCCAACCGCCGAGCUGCAAUCUGCCAGCCAGAGAGCGAAGAGUCUUUGGAGUGGACGAGAUGCCGCUACGGGUCAACGCGUCAAGUCCCGGCGGAACUCACUUAUGUCGGCAUACGACCGCACGGUCAUCGGGACCGGCUGUCGGAGCGGAGGAUCCUCCCUGGACAAUGCGUCGAUGGCACCGGAGACGGAGGACCAUGGGGUGCGCUGCGAUGCGUGCGAUAAGCGUAUCAUCGGUGUGCGAUAUCAGUGCGCGACGUGCGUUUCCGUACCGAAGCCGUUCAACCUGUGUGCGACAUGCGAGACACGCUCAUAUCUCCUGCAUGACCCGAUGCACGUCUUUUUCCAGAUUCCUCGGCCGGUCGACAGGCCGCUGCAGGUCGAGUACCCACUGGUGCCCCGGAUAUACAAGAUCCCUGCGGGGCCACCCGAUGGGUCGUUCGAUCCGGACCAUCCAAGAGAGUACCUCAAACACCUACUGCAUUCGACAGCGGUAUGCGACCGGUGUAUGACGAAGAUCAACGGGGAGUGGUUCCGGUGCGGGUACUGCUCGCUCGACCUGUGCGAGGUGUGCCACACGGUAGACACGCACAACGAUAAUCAUGUGUUUGUCAUAUUCAAGUCCCCGCGCGAUACUGAUGGCGGUAUGUCCGCGCGCAGGCGAUUUUCUGACAUUAACGAACCACAGCCAAUCAUUCCCUAUCCGAUAUACCAUAUCUUAUAGAAUUCUGGAUCACGUUCUAGUAGUG
Laetiporus sulphureus 93-53 is the source of this 3419-nucleotide messenger RNA. RefSeq lists its product as uncharacterized. The transcript is spliced from 13 exons. Gene Ontology annotation, cellular component: amphisome; aggresome. Lineage: Eukaryota; Fungi; Basidiomycota; Agaricomycetes; Polyporales; Laetiporaceae. The record is from RefSeq and is a predicted model, not a curated record. The coding region runs from base 215 to 3394 and encodes 1059 amino acids. Gene Ontology annotation, biological process: mitophagy; endosome organization; aggrephagy. Gene Ontology annotation, molecular function: K63-linked polyubiquitin modification-dependent protein binding; zinc ion binding; protein kinase C binding.